AUGAGGGAAGCAGGGAUGGGGGUCGAGGGGGCGGUCCUGGGCGGGGCCAGGCAGAGCCUGAUUGGUGGUCCUGGGAGGCUGGUCCGCCCCCUGCUGCCUGACCUGCACCCAGAGCCUUGCCAACUGCCUCCCAGAGUUCCAGAAAGUGCCUGGUGAGUGUCUGAGAUGCCGCUGCCACAGAAGAAGCGCUGGGAGUCCAUGGCCAAGGGGCUUGUGCUGGGAGCACUCUUCACCAGCUUCCUGCUACUGCUGUACUCCUACGCCGUCCCCCCGCUGCACACUGGCCUGGCCUCCACCAGGACCCCCGAGGGCUCAGCACCCUGCUCCCCGGCCCUGAGUGAGCCAGAGGCACCGACCCCGGCCAACGGCUCGGCGGGAGGCUGCCAGCCGAGGCGCGACAUCGUGUUCAUGAAGACGCACAAGACAGCCAGCAGCACGCUGCUCAACAUCCUGUUCCGCUUCGGCCAGAAGCACGGGCUCAAGUUCGCCUUCCCCAAUGGCCGAAACGACUUCGACUACCCGGCCUUUUUCGCGCGCAGCCUGGUGCAGGACUACCGGCCUGGGGCCUGCUUCAACAUCAUCUGCAACCACAUGCGCUUCCACUACGACGAGGUCCGGGGCCUGGUGCCACCCAACGCCACCUUCAUCACUGUGCUCCGCGACCCCGCCCGCCUCUUCGAGUCCUCCUUCCACUACUUUGGCUCCGUGGUGCCCUUCACGUGGAAACUCUCGGGCCGCGACAAGCUGGCCGAGUUCCUGCAGGACCCAGACCGCUACUACGACCCCCACGGCUACAACGCCCACUACCUCCGCAACCUGCUCUUCUUCGACCUGGGCUACGACAGCGACCUGGACCCCGGCAGCCCGCAGGUGCAGGAGCACAUCCUGGAGGUGGAGCGCCGCUUCCACCUCGUGCUCCUGCAGGAGUAUUUCGACGAGUCGCUGGUGCUGCUCAAGGACCUGCUGUGCUGGGAGCUGGAGGACGUGCUCUACUUCAAGCUCAAUGCCCGCCGCGCCUCGGCAGUGCCGCGCCUCUCCGGCGAGCUGUACCAGCGCGCCACAGCCUGGAACGUGCUGGACGCCCGCCUCUACCGCCACUUCAAUGCCAGCUUCUGGCGCAAGGUGGAGGCCUUUGGGCACAAGCGCAUGGCCCGCGAGGUGGCCGCCCUGAGGCGCGCCAACGAACGCAUGCGCCGCAUCUGCAUAGACGGUGGCCACGCGGUGGACGCCACCGCCAUCCAGGACUCGGCCAUGCAGCCCUGGCAGCCGCUGGGCACCAAAUCCAUCCUGGGCUACAACCUCAAGAAGAGCAUUGGGCGGCGGCACGCGCAGCUCUGUCGGCGCAUGCUCACGCCCGAGAUCCAGUACCUGAUGGACCUGGGCGUCAACCUGUGGGUCACCAAGCUCUGGAAGCUCAUCCGGGACUUCCUGGAGUGGUGA
This is a messenger RNA of Mesoplodon densirostris (Blainville's beaked whale), 1440 nucleotides long. It is a transcript of the gene GAL3ST1, whose product is annotated as galactose-3-O-sulfotransferase 1. Lineage: Eukaryota; Metazoa; Chordata; Mammalia; Artiodactyla; Ziphiidae. Gene Ontology annotation, molecular function: galactosylceramide sulfotransferase activity. Bases 166 to 1440 code for a protein of 424 amino acids. Gene Ontology annotation, cellular component: membrane. Gene Ontology annotation, biological process: myelination; galactosylceramide biosynthetic process. The transcript is spliced from 3 exons. The record is from RefSeq and is a predicted model, not a curated record.